Pocillopora verrucosa is the source of this 1848-nucleotide messenger RNA. RefSeq lists its product as uncharacterized. Lineage: Eukaryota; Metazoa; Cnidaria; Anthozoa; Scleractinia; Pocilloporidae. The record is from RefSeq and is a predicted model, not a curated record.
ACACGUUAGUCUGAUCCAAUCUGCCCUGGGAGGUUAGACUACAAACGCGCGCUAAUCUCACCAUUGCAGACGAACUUUUUCGUGUUAUUUUGAUGAAGAGUUUGCCACUGAGAGCAUAAUACAUUUACAGAAUGAUAUUUACGCACAUUUUCCGUUAUUUGGAUGACAGAGAUGCUGAAGAGACGAGGAAAAACAACGGUGAAAAUAUAAGACCGCCAGCCGCGGAGUACCGGUUUCAUGUGUCCUCAACUGAGCAUCGUGAUGCGAAGUUUGAACAGAUUUCUUGGAAAGCAACUCCAGGUCUAACUGUUGUUUCCGGAGCUCACCAAACAGGCGCAAGUUUAAGUAAAACAUCAUCCAGCGCUCCUCUGGCUCAAGGAUUUUGUUCGUUGCGAGGGGAAACGCUUGGCGCAAAAACAACAAAGAAACAAGUUUUACCUCCAAUUGGAAAAUUACAAAUUUCAGGGCUAGGUGGAAAAGAGUUUACACAAGAUGAAAAUUAUUUCGCAAAACUGCCACCAAUUGAACCACUGGAUGACAAAACGCAAGCAUUUCCGAAAAAAUCGAGGGCAUGUUCGGAAAAAGAGAGAGAGUCAAUUUGGAAUAAUACCUCGAUAAAUACUCGACUGCCUCAUAAAGAUCAAAUAUGUUUGGGGACGAACAGCGCGGAGCGGUUCAACACGGUAGGGCAGGUUAAGGAGGAGAGUAAUCCCAGGAUAGAAAAUGUGACAACGACUAAUCUGACUCCAGAAUUAUCGGCUGAUAGCUGGAAUAAGAAACACGGACUUACAAUGCAAACAGUUGAUGACAUGACGUUGGUCAAAGCAGGCGCUAAAACUUCUUAUUAUCAAAAUGCUAAAAUGAAGCUGGACAUUGAAACUGUUAAAGUCCGAUCCUCGAAAACUGAUGCGAUUAACGCCGAUGAGACGAAGGAGUACAAAAUUCGGCGAAUUCAGACGCGACUAAAGAGUUUCUCGGACGGCGAAGAGUCACCUGAAAAUGAGGGGUGUCAAAACCGGGAUGAAAAUAGGAAAACGAAGAUGACAGAAGAUUUAUAUAAAAACUUGGGUUUAAUCGACCGUAACACUGGCUUUCUACGACACUCCACGAAACGAAGAACGGGAUCUGCAAAGUCCCGGUGGUACAGUACGCCUUGCGUACAAGCAGGGGAAGUUUCACGUUUGAAAGCUCACGGAGGCUCUAUUUCUUCCGCGGUGCGUGGCGAAGGAAAGAGGAAACGUCCGAUACAGUUACUUGCGUGCGUCAAAGGAAGACGAAACGCUAUCUGCGAGGUAAUUGAACAGAGCAUAGAGCCUGAAUUCGGUUCGAGUUUAUACGAAAUGAGGAAAAGUUUAAUUAGUAUAACGUGAAGACAGCUUGCAACCAAGACGAGAUCAAACAGCGCCAAGUGACUAAGAGACAGGUGAUUUUUUUUUUGCCACCCUCGAGUUUCCGCAAGAUGUAUUUCAUAACGGCAUCGUGCCGUGUGAAUUCAUUUCGCACCAAAAAAACACCGCCAUUCCCUGGAAAUGGCCUCUGCACAAAAGGGAAAUUGCUCUUUAUGGACGUUAUGGCGUUCGUCAAAACAUAAAGUUGAUUUUAUGAAUAAUAUUACUCUAAAUAUAUUUUUCGACGCCGGUUAAAGGACGAUGGAACUUUACCAAGGGUUUCGACAUAAAAAUACUGUAAAAAUAAACACAUUCAUUUGUAUUUGCGGAGCCUAAAAAGGCUUUUGUGAAUAUUUAGCGAUUUAAAAAUAGGAAUUAGCUAAGAUGACAAUCUAUUGAUAAAAGUGAAUAACUAAUUGGAAUUUUAAUUUAACUCGCAGAAUAAAUUGUUGUAACUUUU